AUGUAUGGUGAUCGGAAAUACAUCACAAUGCUUGUAGCAUAUGCUCGUCACGUUGAUCUAGGACAACAUUGCUCCUUGCAUGCCCCUCCUUCAAAGUUCAAAUCUGGAUCUCUGUUGCCAGUGGACGUUAGCUCUACCGAAUCACGUAAAUCUCUUCGGCAUGAUUCAGAAAUUUCUACAUUCGGAUACCAAUUACUUCAACGCAUGGAACUCAAAGGGAAUUUGAAACCAAAGACAAUUUCUAGUAAUUCAAUCCACCAAGAAUUGAAAAAAAGUUUAAGUGUGAGUUUUCAAUAUUGUUUUGUUGAGAAUCAAUUAAUGGCUCCUGGCAAUACAUUGCUUACGUUGUUUCUUAUGAUCAUGAUAACUGUAUUUUUAGCCAAAGCCCAAGGCCAAGUCAAAGGUCUUUGGCCAUCAUAUUUCCCAGAUGAUACUGUUCCUCCCUAUCAUCAACAACCUGGAUGCACAACCAUUACUCCCCUACCAAAAGCCAACAUCACGGAAGGAUUAUUAAAUUCAAUAUUACCUGAUAUGAACACGUAUUGGCCAGAUCUUCGGUCAGACCCAGACCUCACACAACAGCAAGGAAAUGUGAACCUUUGGCAAUAUCAAUGGGAGAGACAUGGAAUGUGUUAUAUUUAUCCUGACAUCCCUUUGAUAUAUUUUCGAGCCGCAAUGAAUAUUAUAAAGAAAUUCAAUUUGCUUCAAAUUCUCCAAACAGGAGGAAUUGAUCAUGAUAAUCAAAGAUAUAAUGGAUCUCUUAUUUCAAGGGUUCUUACUGCUGGUAUUGGAGCACCACCCCAAAUAGUUUGCAAUAGAGAUGCUCAACGAAAUUUACAAUUGAGUGCAAUUCACAUAUGUAUCACCAGGCAUGGUCAUGUUCUACCAUGUCUAUAUGCUUUUACCAAUUGCCCAAAUGGUGAAGAGAUAAGGUUCCCUACUCCUUAA
Messenger RNA from Tripterygium wilfordii, 948 nucleotides. RefSeq names its product ribonuclease 1-like. Gene Ontology annotation, cellular component: extracellular region. Bases 1 to 948 code for a protein of 315 amino acids. Gene Ontology annotation, molecular function: ribonuclease T2 activity; RNA binding. Gene Ontology annotation, biological process: RNA catabolic process. The record is from RefSeq and is a predicted model, not a curated record. NCBI's taxonomy places the organism in Eukaryota, Viridiplantae, Streptophyta, Magnoliopsida, Celastrales, Celastraceae. The transcript is spliced from 7 exons.